UUGAUACUACGUAGAUCCUUUUCAUAACAAAUACCUUGUGAACACUGAAAUUGAGUUGUUAUGCAUUGUAAUUUCACACCAUAGAGGUAGGAAAAACCUUAAACUGGAGGGAUAUUUUGAGAUUUGGGUCUAAUAAAUUUACUCUGCUUCAAUGGAAUUUUUGUUAAUUCGUGAUAAUUUUUAUACCGAAGCAUAAUACAUGUAGUGAAUGAAGAUACAUGUAUGUGUAUGGUGUGUGCUUUUUUGGGUGAAGCAAGACCGACAACCGGCUUCAUGCGGUCAGCCGUGACGCCCUUUCCAGUAGUAUAGAGUUCAGUGGAGGAGACAGGAAGAACAAAGAAGGGAAAGUACCCCGGUUCAAAACCACUGAGCUGUAUUAUAUAUCUGGAUACACCAUUGGUCAAUGACUUGUGAAGCCACGCGGCCGCCAUAUUACCACACACAAGAAACACUUCUCGGACAAUGACUUAUGUGAGAACUUGUGAGUUGUUAAGUCUGUUGUUAGUUUGUUACUCACUCACACUAAAUGCGAGGUUAGUCUAACAUCGCACAACAGGUGUGCUUGAGCUUAGUCAUAAGGACUCGGGUAUGAUACUUUUUAAAAAAGUCUGUCGAUAUCAUACCGUACCUGAGUCAUAACGGCUUUACAUAGGGGGCCAUGGGGGAUAUGUAAACAAACAACCGCGACUAGACUACUAAAUAAUUUUUUUUUGUUUACCCGAAUUUUAAAUGAACCCCCAUAUGGAGACAAUGUUUAUAUAUUAUUACAUAUUAUAUUACAUAUUAUUCCUGUGGCCUCUUCAUCUGCUUUGUACACUAUGUACGCUGUGCGAAUGGAGUCUGCUACGUACGAGAUGUGAGUGGUAAGAUGGCCUCUCUGUGGCUUCAGCGGCUUGCACGGGCGGGUGCGACGUAUGGUGUAUCCAGAUAUAUAAUACAGAUCAGUGGUUCAAAACACACUUGACCACAACACCCUUCACGUUUGUUACCGUUCGUUUACGAGGGUCAGCUGGUCCGAACAUGGCGAACAGUGCGCAAGAUGUGGAGAACAACAUGGUCUCUUGUGGACAGGACCAGCAGGAGGCCAACGGUGCUCCAGAGUACCCUCAGCAGCAGGACCAAGGAGCCGGGAUGACCAGAGCUCGAUCCAGAGGGGGCUCAGGGACUGGAGGUGGUGGUGGAGGAGAUGAUGGAGGUGGAGGUGGCAGCGGUCCCGAGCAGAAUGGCCAGGCCCCGGCGGCCAGGGCUCCUCGUGUGGUGGAAGCGGAGGAGGAGGACGACGAGGAGCUGACGCUGAAAUACGGCGCCAAGCACGUCAUUAUGCUCUUCGUUCCCGUCACGCUCUGCAUGGUGGUCGUCGUGGCGACCAUCAAGUCUGUCAGCUUCUACACACAGAAUGACGGCCAGAGACUUAUCUACACACCUUUCCCUGAGGACACGGACACGGUCGGCCAAAGAGCGCUCAACUCAAUCCUGAAUGCCAUCAUCAUGAUCACGGUGAUCAUCGUGAUGACUUUGGUGCUGGUGCUGUUGUACAAGUACCGUUGCUACAAGGUGAUCCAAGGCUGGCUCUUCCUCUCCUCCCUCCUCUUGCUCUUCUUCUUUUCUUACAUCUACCUCAAAGAGGUGUUCAAGACCUACAACGUGGCCAUGGACUACUUCACCCUGGCCGUCAUCAUCUGGAACUUUGGAGUGGUGGGAAUGAUGUGCAUCCAUUGGAAAGGGCCUCUGCGCCUCCAGCAGGCCUACCUCAUCAUGAUCAGCGCUCUCAUGGCGCUGGUGUUCAUCAAGUACCUGCCCGAGUGGACCGCCUGGCUCAUAUUAGCUGUCAUAUCUGUCUACGAUCUGCUGGCGGUGCUCUGUCCUAAAGGGCCUCUGAGGAUCUUGGUGGAGACGGCUCAGGAGAGGAAUGAACCCAUCUUUCCCGCUCUCAUCUACUCUUCUACAAUGGUGUGGCUCGUCAACAUGGCCGACACGGACCAGCCGAAGAGGAGCUCCGCAGACGGAUCCUCACCUCCGCCGGAGACUCAAGAAGCGGUGGCGUCCCCAGUGCCGUCCAGCCCAUCACAGGAUGACGGCGGCUUCACCUCGUCCUGGGUCAGCCACCAGGAGCACCAGCUGGGGCCGCUCGAGUCCACAGAGCAGAGUCGGCGGGAGAUCCAGCAGAUGCCUUCGGAUCGUCCUCCUGUGGAAGACGACGACGAGGAGCGGGGUGUCAAGCUGGGCCUCGGAGACUUCAUCUUCUACAGCAUGCUGGUGGGAAAAGCCUCGGCCGCCGCCAGCGGCGACUGGAACACCACGCUCGCCUGUUUCGUCGCCAUCCUCAUUGGCUUGUGUUUGACCCUGCUCCUGCUUGCCAUCUUCAAGAAGGCGCUCCCCGCUCUGCCCAUCUCCAUUUUCUUUGGCCUGGUCUUCUACUUUGCCACUGAUAACCUGGUACGACCCUUCAUGGACGAGCUGGCGCUCCACCAGUUCUACAUUUAGCAGGAUUGGCCACACCGCAGCGGCACCCCCUUUCUACAGCAGGAGGAUCAACCCGAUGACAGGACGUCAUUUUUUUUUUUUUAGUUCUGCCUUUUCUGUCCGCCUGAGGGAGGGUGUUCUUACCGUGUUUUUUCUUUUGAAGUUCUGCUUUUAUAAAAGCGAGAGGUGUCAACUUGGGACCUUCCAGCGGUUUCAUCCCGUCUCAGGCACAACACAAAUUUAAGAGUCCCAGUGGGACUUUUGCACCUUGUAUUCAUGCAGGGAGGCUCAGCACCCUCACUUCUGACUGGGAGCCUUCCCAGUCUGACCAGUCGUCUUCUGCUGGGGCAGCAGGUGCCUUGCUCAGGGACACCAGGAAGUUGAAGCAGUUCAUCGAGCUCCUCCCUCGCCCGGAAGCCCUCACAUGACGAUCAAAUCCCACGUUGGCACAUUUCUCUGAGGAGGUCAAAGUUCAACCAGCGACCUACCUGCCGUCAUUCUGUUAGCCUGAGUUGCAGGAGGUCCAGUGCCUUGCUCAGGGGCACCUCAGUCCCACUUGUUUGAGUUGGUUUCUGUAAUAAAAAUGUGCUUUUUGUUCUUCUCCACUCCGGGGAUUUAAACCUGCAAACACCGCCUGAGGCACGCCUGGUGCUGUCGCCGAAUUACUGCAUCAAACAGGACCCUUCACUCGUGCCCGCCACGUAUGCAGAAAAAUAGCGUGAAGAAUAAAUAAGUUGUGAUGUUGGACAUCAUGUCAGAACUGCACUCGUGAUGGAGAAAAAACACUUUUUGUUCUCACACAAUAUUUUGGUCUGUUGAGGGAAUAUUUUGGGUGACUUUGCUUUUUUUUGUGUGUCAUUGACAUGCGUAUGUCUGUUAUGCAAAUUCAAAUGUGUUCCUUUUUUAAAUAAAGAAUGAAAA
This is a messenger RNA of Dunckerocampus dactyliophorus (ringed pipefish), 3384 nucleotides long. It is a transcript of the gene psen1, whose product is annotated as presenilin 1. Gene Ontology annotation, biological process: smooth endoplasmic reticulum calcium ion homeostasis; amyloid-beta metabolic process; protein processing. Bases 1021 to 2484 code for a protein of 487 amino acids. Gene Ontology annotation, molecular function: aspartic endopeptidase activity, intramembrane cleaving; cadherin binding; beta-catenin binding. Lineage: Eukaryota; Metazoa; Chordata; Actinopteri; Syngnathiformes; Syngnathidae. Gene Ontology annotation, cellular component: dendritic shaft; mitochondrial inner membrane; nucleus. The record is from RefSeq and is a predicted model, not a curated record. The transcript is spliced from 11 exons.